UGCAGAUUAUCAUUGUCACACUCCAGCACAGUAGGUGGCGGUAUGCACCUUUACAGUUGGUUUGCAACCCGCCAGUAAACCCACAAAAGAAGAAGAAGAACAGACAAAAGCGCGGCAAUGUGGUGUCAGCAAAGGCCCCGCCCUCUCUAGCUCACCUGCAACUAGUCUCAAAAGGUCUGUACAAUCUUAACUAGGUCGAAAUCAGGACAAGCGAGUCGAUAUACUUCAGAAACAAUCGUCAUUCUUGAAACAUCUUCAAACUUCUGAGUACGAGAAAUCAGAAGAAUGGCAGAUUCUUCUUUUGAUGAUCUCAAUUCUUUUAACUGCCCGGUCUGUCUUCAUCUUCUGAAGGACCCGAUCACUACAGCAUGUGGACACAGUUUCUGUAUGAACUGCAUUACAGAGUGCUGGGAUCAGGAUGAUCAGAAGGGAGUUUACAGCUGCCCACAGUGCAGGCAGAUAUUCACUCCCAGACCGGUUCUCAACAGAAGCACAGUGCUAGCUGAACUCGUUGAGAAAAUGAAGAGAGAAGAACCAGCGACUGAAAACAAACCUCCACUGUGUUCUGCUGAGUCUGAAGAUGUGGAGUGUGAUGUCUGCAUCAGGACCAAACUAAAGGCCAUCAAGUUUUGUCAGAUGUGCGUGGCUUUUUACUGUGAAUAUCACAUCCAAACUCAUUAUACAUCUCCUGCACUGAAGAGGCACAAACUGGUCAAUGCUUCGCCACAUCUGCUGGAGCAGAUCUGCACUCAGCAUGAUAAACCACUGGAGCUGUACUGUUGCCAGAAGUUGAUCUGUGUCCAGUGUGCUUUAAUUGACCACCAGAACCAUAGUAUAGUCUCACCUGCAACAUCAAGAAAACAAAUUGAGGGGCAGUUGAGAUCAAAUCAGGAAAACAUACAACUGGAAAGGAAUCAGCGAGAAAAUAAGGUACAGGAGUUAAGAGAAGCCAUGGACUCUCAUAAGGAAUCUGCAAAGGCAGCAGUGGAGCAGAGUGAGGCGAUUUUUGCUGAUAGGAUCAGAACCAUGAAGAGAAAAAGAGAGGAGAUAACAAAGAUGAUCAAAAAUCAAGAGGAAGCAGAAGAAAGUGUGGUGAAGAAGCAUAUAGAUUCAUUGGAACAAGAAAUCAGUGAUCUAAUAAAGAGACAUGAUGAACUGGAGCAGAUUUCAGAGAUAGAGGAUGAUAUACAUUUUAUCCAGAAGUUUUCCUCUCUGUCCCAAUUCCAAUUUUCAAACUUGCACAACAUCACUGUAAACCAACAUCUGACAUUUGACGAAAUACAGCCAAUUCUCUCUGAGCUGAAAAGUCAACUGGAUGAUCUGUGUGAACAAGACACUGUCAGGAUAUCAGAAAAAGUUCCCACUGUCCACAUAAUGGAAAGCCAGAAUGUGCUCACAAAAUAUUUGCCAUCUCAACCCAAGACUAGAGAAGAGUUUCUUAUCUAUUCUUCAUUAUUAACUCUGAAUGCGUCAUCAGCCUGUUAUCAGCUCUCAGUAGGUGACAAGUCUGUGUCAAGAAAGGAUAAAUCCACAGAUUACUAUUACAGUAGGCCUAUAGCUACAUACAAGGUAUUGUGCAAAGAGAAACUAUCUGGACGCUGUUAUUUUGAAGUUAACUGGAAAGGAUCUGGUUGUUCUAUUGGAUUCUCAUAUGACAACAUCAGUCAAGGGGCAACAACUUCUUUUGGAUCUAAUAAAAGAUCCUGGAGAUGUGACUUUACAACAGUUAAUGUUUGUGAAAUCCAAAAUGGCAAAACAACUAACGUUCAGUUUGUCGCAAAAAUUGGUGUGUUUCUUGAUACGGAGGCAGGAACUCUGUCCUUUUAUAAUGUCUCUGACAAAAUGACCCUACUUCACAGAAUCCAGACCACAUUCACUGAGCCUCUUUAUCCUGGGUUUUCUUUUGAGAAGUGGGGCAAUAAUUCAUCAGUGACUAUUUUGUAGAUGUAGUCUUCAUCACCAGAGAGAGAUCAUGCAUGAACCAUAUGUACAAUUUUGUGUUAGCCAUGACAAAAAGAAAUUGUUGAAUAUGGGCUAUGUUCAGAGGCAGUGAUUUACUUAGUACAAAGCUUUUAUAUAUCCAUAUAUCCAACUUAUUUUAUAUUUAGAGGUGGCACAGGGAGAAAGGAGCAUCAUCGGCCAGAUAGCAGGGACACAUUUUCUUCACCCAAAGACAGGCUAAAUAAGUUCACUUAUAAGUUUAGCAAAACCCUUUGCAGUACAUUAAAAUGUAAAUUUGAAUUAAUAAAAUCAUUUGCAGGAUACAUUUGCGUUAAUGUUUGUUAGAAAAUGUAAUUAACGAAAAUAUGGAUCAUAAAAUUAACAGAAUUGAUUCUUUUUGUGCUGUUUUUGAAGAAAAAUGCAUGUGCCCUUAGUGAACGCUAAAUAGAAAACAUGGUGUUCUCCUUAAUUGUGGUAAUUGUAUUGACCUUCAUAAUAGGGUAUAUCAUGAUAAUCCUCUUGUUUUGUGUCAUACUGUAUACUGUAGUAAUGUUGGCUGUUCAAAAAGGGAAUUUAUUAUUAUUAUCACUGGAGAAUUACAAAAAAUAAAGUGAACAUUUUGUAUAGUGUGGAAUAACUUCUUUUUUACAGUUUGAACUUUGGAAAAAAAUGUUCCGUUAUAGAUGUGUCUAUGCU
This is a messenger RNA of Paramisgurnus dabryanus, 2637 nucleotides long. RefSeq names its product finTRIM family, member 81 (gene ftr81). Gene Ontology annotation, molecular function: zinc ion binding; protein binding. NCBI's taxonomy places the organism in Eukaryota, Metazoa, Chordata, Actinopteri, Cypriniformes, Cobitidae. The record is from RefSeq and is a predicted model, not a curated record.